Molecule: messenger RNA, 1130 nt
Organism: Aethina tumida (small hive beetle)
Lineage: Eukaryota; Metazoa; Arthropoda; Insecta; Coleoptera; Nitidulidae
Gene: Mdh2
Product: malate dehydrogenase, mitochondrial
Exons: 4
Coding region: 92-1102 (336 amino acids)
Biological process (GO): tricarboxylic acid cycle; carboxylic acid metabolic process
Cellular component (GO): mitochondrion; cytoplasm
Molecular function (GO): L-malate dehydrogenase (NAD+) activity
Source: RefSeq, a predicted model, not a curated record
CUCGUUCGUUGUGACCUAUGCGCAAGGAGAGGUCAUUCCGGUUCACACUCGAUUCAGUUGCAUUCGAAGAAGGGGUCGCAUCGCAUCAAUCAUGUUCUCCAGAAUCGUAAGACCGACCGUUUCCACCGCCAGGAACUUCUCCACCUCCAAACAGAGUAACUUUAAAGUGGCAGUAUGUGGUGCGUCCGGCGGUAUCGGACAACCGUUGUCGCUUCUUCUGAAGACCAACCCUUUGGUCUCCGAAUUGUCCCUCUACGACAUCGUUCACACUCCCGGUGUCGCCGCCGACUUGAGCCACAUCGAAACCGCCGCCAAAGUCAGAGGUGUCAACGGCGCAGAGAACGUGAAAGAUGCCCUAAGAAACGCUGAUGUAAUCAUCAUUCCUGCUGGAGUGCCCAGGAAACCUGGCAUGACCAGAGACGAUCUGUUCAAUACGAACGCCGGAAUCGUUCGUGAUUUGGCCGCGGCCGCAGCUGAAGUCGCUCCCAAAGCUUUGAUCGGCAUCAUCACGAACCCCGUCAAUUCGGCCGUCCCCAUCGCUUGCGAGGUGUUGAAGAAAGCCGGCAAAUUGGACCCGAAACGCGUCUUCGGCAUUUCCACUUUGGACAUUGUCCGCGCCAACACCUUCAUCGCCGAAGCGAAAGACCUCAAUCCGAAAGACGUGUCCGUCCCGGUCAUCGGAGGACAUUCCGGCGUCACCAUCAUCCCCUUGAUCUCCAGGGCGACGCCGUCCGUCUCCUUCCCUGCCGACCAACUGCAAGCCCUGACCACCAGGAUCCAAGAAGCGGGAACCGAAGUCGUAAAGGCCAAAGCCGGUGCCGGAUCCGCCACCCUCUCGAUGGCCUAUGCCGGUGCUCGCUUCGCCAACAGUCUCCUGCGCGGUCUUAAGGGAGAAUCCAACGUCGUUGAACCCGCUUACGUCAUCAGCGACGUGACAGAGGCUGCCUACUUCUCGACACCGCUCGUUCUGGGCAAGAACGGUUUGGAAAAGAACCUGGGUCUCGGUCAAUUGAGCGACUACGAACAGGAACUGCUCAAGAAGGCCAUUCCCGAAUUGAAGAAGAACAUCCAGGCCGGAAUCGAUUUCGUCAACAAGGCCUAAGCACUGGUAUUCACUCUACAUUCAUGUA